AUGGCUCCCGCAAAGAAGACUCAGAAGAAGGCGCAGGAGAACAUCAACAGCCGGCUGACGCUGGUGAUGAAGAGCGGCAAGUACACGCUGGGCUACAAGACCGUGCUCAAGAGCCUGCGCUCCGGCAAGUCGAAGCUGGUGAUCAUCGGCAACAACUGCCCGCCGCUGCGCAAGUCGGAGAUCGAGUACUAUGCCAUGCUAUCCAAGACGGGCGUGCACCACUACUCGGGCAGUAAGUGCACCACCACUCGGGCACUCGCUCGCUUCUCACUUGCACCCCUCUCUCAUCACGUCCCCACCGAUGCUGCAGACAACGUGGAUCUCGGCACGGCUUGCGGCAAGUUCUUCCGAGUGUCGGCUCUCAGCAUCACAGACGCUGGUGACUCUGACAUCAUCCGCUCCAUGCCCGAGUCCUCGUAA
Closterium sp. NIES-65 is the source of this 420-nucleotide messenger RNA. NCBI's taxonomy places the organism in Eukaryota, Viridiplantae, Streptophyta, Zygnematophyceae, Desmidiales, Closteriaceae. The record is from the annotation of a GenBank genome assembly.